AUUUUGCCCCCCCCCCUCGCCCAUAAACGGAAAAUGCCUUUUGGUUUUGGUUUCUCCAACGAAAUUUGCUCUACCAAAAAGAGAUGGCCAAACAUUUUGUUCCCCCUCAUCCAGGUAUAUUUCCCCAAAAUUUGUAAAUAAAUAAAGAUUUUGCGCUACCAACUUCGCUGUUUAGGCUAAGUUGCUUCAGUUUCCCCGAUUCCAGAUAGCUGUGAUCGAGGAGCUGACGUCUGUCUCUGAUGAAGAUGUCACAUCAGUGACAGACCCCAUGCUCGGUAGUUUCAUCUGCACCCUAUUCCGCAGUGCGCUGGCACCCAGAUCAACCUUACCUUAUUAGACUCACCUCUAUCUAGAGUUCGCCUGCAAUCAAGCGCCAUAGCCGAUCGGAACCUGACAGGGUCCUCGCCGUGACCUGACUAUCGCUGCAUAUGUAUACGAGAUGCUUAUUAUGGAUGCCUUAGGAAGCCUAAGAUCUAUGCAUGAAAUAACGGUGCCCGUUCCCCUAUCCGUUAGGGACCCGUCUGUAAACCACACGAGUCUCUCAGGCUUGAGGAACGGGCAAUCUGAGUUCAUCCCAGGGUUCAUCCACUGCUCCUUUUCCGGAAGAGUAACUCUUCGGUCCCGAUCACAUCCCUUCUAGCUAGGAGGGGCCAGUGCCCAAGGCUGCUUCGCUUCGAUCAUUCCACUCGUCCCAAACGUUGAGCCAUAUGGAAGCCUUCCGAGCCUCUGCUUCCACAGUUAACUGUAAAGACACUAGUACCAGAAGUGCCUCCAUGGCCAAAGUUGGCGUGGUUUUUAAGACCCCAGUGACUCCCAGACAGCUUACAUUGGUAGUUAAAUAUAACAUCCCAAAGAGUCGGACUUUUCGCUUUCACCCCGUAUCCCAAAAACAAACGGAGCAAGAUUGUGAUGGCUCAAGGUCGCGAAAAUCCAGGAUGAUAAAGGCAGAACUACCUUCAGAGAGGGUGGAACAGUUCGAAAUGGCGAUAAGCUCCUGGAUCGAAGACUACGGUUCCGAAAUGUUCAAAAACUUCAACAUGUCCAAACUGGGCCGGGACGAGGCCUACUUGAACAUCACCUCGGAACUGCCAGGGCCACUCCAUCUCUACACCGUGUACAAUGAGUGCCACAUGUGCCCUUUCACGAAGGAGGGCACAAUUGACAGUGGGCGCAUGGUGAUCAGCACACGCUUCGAAAAGACAUGGCGUAUACUGAGCUCACCAAACGAGACCAUUUUGUGCAGCUUUUCACCCGAUUUCGGCGAAUUUGGCGUUUACGAUCUGACAAUUGGGAGCACGUGCAAACUAAAGACGCUGAAGGACCCGGUGAACAUCUACUUCCCGAUACUCACCGUUGUACUAAUCUACGCCCUCGUCGCUUUACUUUCGGCCAACUUCGUCUACAUCUUCAAGGUGUACACCAAGCCAGUCGAAAGGCAGACAACAUCUCACGAUAUUGACCCAAAGCAGUGCACGCAGAGAAGCAGAGUCAUCUCUCUGGAUACCUUCCGAGGCAUUACCAUUUCGCUGAUGAUCUUGGUCAACUUUGGCUGUGGUGGCUACGCCCUCUUCGACCACGCGACAUGGAACGGUCUACAGUUGGCCGACGUCGUCUUCCCAUGGUUCAUGUGGAUCAUGGGCGUGUGCUUGCCCAUCUCGAGUCAGUCGAUGAGCAAACGCGGAGUCAAGAGAAAGGAGGCCUUGUUGGGCGUGUUAAGGAGAUCCUGCGUUCUGUUUGGUUUGGGAUUGUUCCUCGGCUCCGGACGUAAUUUGGACACGUUGCGCAUCUUUGGUGUUCUGCAAAGGUUCGGCGUCUGCUACCUGAUAGUGGGCACCACGUUCCUCGCCUUUCCACCUUUGGUGAACUCGGACCCGCCUGUCGAAAAGAAAAGCGUGAAGAUGUGGAUGGAUGUCUACGCGCUGAGGCACCAGUGGUUUGUGGUGUUUCUGUUGGGUGUACUGCACGGUAUGCUAAGCUUCUUCGUGCACGCUUCGAACUGUGCCAGAGGUUACCUGGGUCCGGGGGGCCUCCACGACAACGGAAGCCACGUGGGGUGUACUGGAGGCGCGGCUGGGUAUAUCGACCGAUUGAUUCUCGGCAACCACAUUUACCAAGGCUCUGUCCUGCGGGAGAUUUACAAGGGGGACGCCUUCGAAGUUGAAGGAAUCCUAGGUUGUAUCACAUCUGCCAUACAAGUCUAUUUGGGCAGCCAAGCUGGAGCAACCAUCUUAUUUUACAAAGGGCACACCUCCAGGUUACUGCGCUGGAUGAUUUGGUCGACAGUUUUGGGACUUAGUGGUGGAUUUCUCUGCGGAUUUUCGAGGGAAGAGGGCCUAAUUCCUUUAAACAAGCAUCUCUGGUCGCUGUCGUUCGUGUUAGUUACGUCCAGUCUUGCGUUCUUAGCGUUGGCCAUUUGUUACGUGCUCGUGGAUGUCAAGAGGUAUUGGUCUGGAAAACCUUUUCUCUUCGCGGGGAUGAACGCGAUCCUCAUGUACGUCGGACAUAACCUCGCUUUUAAUAAUUUCCCAAUUCGUUGGUCACCCAACGGUGACGGAUUCAAGACUCACUUCGGAACGCUUUUUGAAAAUGUUUGGGGAGUUGCGGUAUGGCUGUUGAUUGCGUAUCUUUUAUUUAGGCGCAAAUUUUUUCUGAGUAUUUAAAUUGGGGGGGGGGGGGCUAUAGCUGUUAUGU
Molecule: messenger RNA, 2691 nt
Organism: Photinus pyralis (common eastern firefly)
Lineage: Eukaryota; Metazoa; Arthropoda; Insecta; Coleoptera; Lampyridae
Product: heparan-alpha-glucosaminide N-acetyltransferase
Exons: 11
Coding region: 708-2660 (650 amino acids)
Source: RefSeq, a predicted model, not a curated record